UUCUGGAUUCGGAAGCACGUGUGUGCAACGAUGGCGUCAACAUAUUUUCCGCAUUCCUGAACUUGCAUUUAAUCUUCUCUCAUCUUUUCCUUCGCUAUGGCUCCUUCAAAAAAGUCUGGAGAGUCUAAGACUAGGUCUUCUACCUCUUCUGCAAAUAUCUCUCUCAAGAGAGUCAAAGGAGAAAAUUUUUACCGGAAUGCAAAGCAAGCAUCUCGCCUUAAAAUGCUCAAUGGGGGCAAGCCCGUCCGGGAUAAAGACGGAAAGAUCAUCCAAGCUGCUGCUUUCCAGAAGGGUGAAGAUGAGACUAAACCUGGCAGAGUGCAGCCUGACCGAAGGUGGUUCGGCAACACCAGAGUCAUCUCCCAAACUGCUCUUGAUCACUUUCGUACGAGUCUUGCAACAAAGAAAGAUGAUCCUUAUUCUGUGCUUCUGCGGCGAAACAAACUUCCUAUGGCUCUGCUAGAUGACGCUGCUAAUCCUCAUACUCAGAAGCGCUCUCACAUCGUGGAAACAGAACCAUUCUCUGAUACAUUUGGUCCCAAGGCUCAACGUAAACGGGCAAGGGUAGACGCUGCUGACUUUGAGGAACUCAGCAAACUUGGCGCAACAGCGUUUGAGGACGCAGAUGAGGCUGCUACAGCUACUGGGAAUGUCAUAGAACCACUGGCGUCCUCCAUUGUCGAGCCUCAGACCCAUGCUGAUUACAAUGAACCUAUCUACGCCAAAGGAACGUCUAGACGCAUUUAUGGCGAACUAUACAAAGUCAUAGAUUCUUCUGAUGUUAUCCUACACAUUCUGGAUGCCAGAGAUCCCAUGGGUACUCUCUGUGAAUCCGUACUAGAAUACAUCAAGAAAGAAAAGGCACACAAACAAGUAGUACUCGUCAUCAACAAGUGCGAUCUGGUGCCGAAUUGGGUUACAGCAAGAUACAUUCAACAUUUGACACCACGUUACCCUACUAUCGCGUUCCAUGCAUCGCCAAAUCAUUCCUUUGGGAAAGGUUCACUCAUACAGCUGCUUAGACAGUUUUCACAGCUGCAUUCCGAUAAGAAACAAAUUUCUGUUGGAUUCGUGGGAUACCCAAAUGUUGGAAAAAGUAGUGUGAUCAACACACUGAAAAGUGGCAAAGUUUGCCGAGUUGCCCCAGUUCCUGGAGAGACAAAGGUCUGGCAAUACAUUACGUUAACGCGCCGAAUAUACCUUAUCGAUUGUCCCGGCAUCGUUCCAACCUCUGCGCACGAUUCGCAGACAUCUACCGUGCUCAAAGGGGUUGUACGUGUCGAAGCACUAGCCACGCCUUCCGAACACAUUCCCGCCCUCAUGGAACGCGUAAAACCUCUUUAUAUCUCACGAACAUACGGCGUUCCCCUCCCCAAUCCCGAGGACCCAACUCAAAGUUGGGAGCCCGAAGUCCUACUUGAUAAGCUUGCACGGAUGAAAGGGCGUCUACUGAAACACGGAGAACCCGACAUGGACUCCGUCGCGAAGAUCAUCCUUAGUGAUUGGGUCCGUGGACGGAUACCUUUCUUCGUUCCACCACCUGAGCGUCCGGAGGCCCUGAACAAGGCAGAGGAAAAAGCAAAGAAAAUUAAGGCAAAGAAUGAUACUAAAGGCAAAAGUAAGGUUGUUGAUGAGACAGGGGAGGCAGAGGAGAAUCGUCCCGGAGUUAAGCAGAACCUUGGGUCCAUCAUGCAGAAGAAUAAGUUCUUGGCGGAAGAUAUCCAACCUCUUGAGGAGGAAUUUGCUGGAGUGAGCGUGGACGAUGAGGAGAAAGAGAGUGAGGAUGACUCAGGGGAUGAGGCAGGAGGUGUUGACGAUGGAGAAGAGGAGGACCUUACCUGGAACGAUGUGUUCGAAGGAAUACAUCAUGAUGAAACGCCUGAGGGGGCACAAGGUUCUACCUCUGGGAAUGACGCAGAAGAGGAUGAGGAAGGGGAGGAGGCAGCACCGGGUAAAGAACCGCGUAUGCGCACCAACAAGCGCAAAGCCACGAACUUUUAUUCGACCGCCAACGUGAAAAACAAAAAUCGAGGUAAGGCCGCACAUAUGAAGAAUUUACCCACUGGCAAAAAACAGAGACGGAGAUAAGCUGUGGUUGACAUGUACUUGGUGUCUAUGCAUAUGGCUUGGACUGAGCAAGUUCUUUUCUUCGUUGCGGGACGAGUAAACAUAUACCAUAGAUUGCUGUUAGUCAGUGGUAGUGGCUAAGGCCUUCAUCCCGAAACAGAGCUAGACCUUCAAGCUGCUAGUUUCUCGGUGCUUGCUUACCCCUGUGC
Messenger RNA from Lentinula edodes (shiitake mushroom), 2276 nucleotides. Its product is annotated as NUC091 domain-containing protein. The coding region runs from base 97 to 2088 and encodes 663 amino acids. Gene Ontology annotation, cellular component: nucleolus. Lineage: Eukaryota; Fungi; Basidiomycota; Agaricomycetes; Agaricales; Omphalotaceae. Gene Ontology annotation, molecular function: GTP binding. The record is from RefSeq and is a predicted model, not a curated record. The transcript has 8 exons.